Gossypium raimondii (Peruvian cotton) is the source of this 2168-nucleotide messenger RNA. Its product is annotated as protein SUPPRESSOR OF GENE SILENCING 3. The transcript has 5 exons. Bases 143 to 2050 code for a protein of 635 amino acids. The record is from RefSeq and is a predicted model, not a curated record. NCBI's taxonomy places the organism in Eukaryota, Viridiplantae, Streptophyta, Magnoliopsida, Malvales, Malvaceae. Gene Ontology annotation, biological process: defense response to virus; regulatory ncRNA-mediated gene silencing.
UACAUGCAUCUCUCAUGAAUCACGCGAGUAUUGAUUGUGUCAGCGCCGUGUCCGAUUCGUGUUUGAUUUCUUUCGUUCCGUUUCCCGGCGUUUCAGACACCGGUACGAGGGUUUCCAGCAUUAGUGCUUUAAAGAUUGGAGAAUGAGUUCGAGAAAAGGAGGAUCAAAAGGGAAAGAGGUAUCUGGAGUCUCUCGUCCCAAGGUUGACCAGCUAAGCCAUGGUGUAGCGGAAAUGAACAUGGAUUCUUCACAAGAUGAUGGUGAGUGGGAAGUUAUUCAAAGAAAACCCAAGAAUACAGGUGGAAGCAGUGGUGCAAAGCCAUGGGGUUCUCAAAAUUCCAACCCUAAACCUUGGAAUGGAGGCAUGCGGGGUAAUGCUGGACCUGGAAGAGGCACCGGCGGCAAUGCUUGGGCUAAUCAUGGUGCUGAUUCUAGGAUAGCAAGUGGCCGAGGGAAUUCAAGGCCCCAAAUAGUCAACAAGAGCUUGGACAACCACCAAGUGCCUUCCAAUCCUGUCAUUCGCCCGCCUCUUGAGCAUGGUUGGAAUUGGCAGUCAAGAACUGGUUCCAAUCCAUCCAAGGGUUUUCAAGAUGGAUAUGAGAAAGACAAUGUCAACGCUGAGGCUGAAAAAGACAACGAUGUUGAUGAUAUUGAGGAUGAUUCGGAUGAUGUUGCUGCUGAUGAUUCUGACAAUGAGCUUCUAACCGAUGAAUUUGAUUCAGAUUCAAGUCAAAAGAGCCACGAGACAAGAAAGAAAAAUAGAUGGUUUAAGAAGUUUUUUGAUAGUUUAGAUAAGUUGCGCGUGGAAGAGAUCAAUGACCCAGCAAGGCAAUGGCAUUGCCCGGCUUGCCAAGGCGGUCCUGGUGCCAUUGACUGGUAUCGAGGCCUUCAGCCAUUAGGGACACAUGCGAAAACUAAAGGAUCAAAAAGGGUGAAACUCCAUCGUGAACUUGCUGAGCUCUUGGAUGAGGAAUUGCGUAGAAGGGGUACUUCAGUUAUCCCUGCAGGUGAAGCUUUUGGGAAAUGGAGGGGUUUAAAAGAUGACGAAAAAGAUCAUGAAAUAGUCUGGCCACCUAUGGUAAUCAUAAUGAAUACAAGGCUUCAACAAGAUGAUAAUGAUAAGUGGAUUGGUAUUGGGAACCAAGAGCUGCUUGACUAUUUCAGCUCAUAUGCUGCCGUGAAGGCUCGCCAUUCAUAUGGCCCACAGGGGCAUCGUGGGAUGAGCCUUCUGAUUUUUGAGAGCACAGCAAGAGGUUAUUUAGAAGCUGAGCGUCUGCAUAAGCAUUUUGCUGAGCAAGGAACGGAUAGAGAGGCUUGGGAACACCGUCAGGUCUUAUUUUAUCCAGGUGGGACGCGCCAACUCUAUGGUUACAUGGCAAACAAGGAAGAUCUGGACAUCUUCAACCAACAUUCUCAAGGAAAAUCUAAGCUCAAAUUUGAGAUGAGAUCUUAUCAAGAGAUGGUUGUUAAUCAAAUCAGGCAAAUGAGCGAGGCCAACCAGGAGCUUAUUUUUUACAAGAACAAGUUUGCUAUACAGCAAAGGCUCAAAACUGCCCUUGAAGAGUCUUUUGGUGUUGUGAGCGAAAAGCUCCGGAAGACAAUGGAGGAGAACAGGAUUGUGAGACAGAGAACCAAAAUGCAGCACGAACAGAACAAGGAAGAGAUGGAUUUCCAAGAACAAUUCUUCAAGGAACAAAUCAAAUUUAUUCAUGAAGCAAGGGAUGAGGAGGAGGAGAAGUUUGAGAAGCUACAGCAGCAACAGCGUGAGAAGUUUGUCAAGCAAUCUACUCCUAAUACUUCAAAUACAGAGGAAUACAGGCGUAGGGCGGAUGAAAUUGCAAAAUUCAUAAAGCUCCAGGACGAAGAGAUGGAAGCUUUUGUGUCUGAGAGGGACAAGCUGAUUACCGUACACAAAGAGAAGAUGGCUGCAAUGAGACAGAGGCAUUGGCAGGAAGAAGUUGAGCUCGAAAAGGAGUUUGAUACGGAAUUGAGCCGUCUCAUGGAGAAGUAUACUCCUACUAUGCCUGGAAUGGACAAAUAUAUAUAUUAAAAUUGUUUUCUACAUAGAUUAAAUUUGAUUAAAAUAUGGGCGAGACUUCUGAGUUCGAUUCAAUAGCAUAUAAAACUUAAUAUUAUAAUAAUAUAAUACUAAAAUAUAAACAUUAAAA